GGUUGCCACUUCUCUUUGUUUUCAUAACUGAUGCAAAGCAUUGCUUGCAGCUGCAGGCACCACCAUAGCCACUCCCAAUUCCGAAGGAGUCAAGUACUCCACUCUACUUUACUACUGGUGUGUGGUUCGCUUUCUACCUUCUAAACCAGAAGCAAAAUCAAAUCUGGAAGAAGAUUUGGUUUCGCGAAAUGGCUUCUGGAUUGGUACUUUCACGUCCUGUUACUUUUGUGACCGGCAAUGCCAAAAAGCUUGAUGAAGUUCGUGCCAUCUUGGGCCAGUCAAUUCCAUUUCAGUCCCUCAAACUUGAUUUGCCAGAGUUGCAAGGAGAACCUGAAGAUAUCUCCAAAGAGAAGGCUCGUUUGGCUGCUGUUCAGGUUAAUGGACCUGUGUUGGUUGAAGACACUUGCCUUUGUUUCAAUGCCUUGAAAGGUCUUCCAGGGCCUUACAUCAAAUGGUUUUUGCAGAAGAUUGGUCACCAAGGUCUCAACAAUUUGUUGAGGGCAUAUGAUGAUAAAUCAGCUUAUGCCUUAUGUGUAUUUUCCUUUGCGAUUGGCCCGAAUAGCGAACCUAUCACAUUUGCUGGAAAAACUCCGGGGAAGAUUGUUCUUCCAAGAGGACCCACUGAUUUUGGAUGGGAUCCAAUUUUUCAACCUGAUGGCUAUGAGCAAACGUAUGCAGAGAUGCCCAAGGAGGAGAAGAAUAAAAUUUCCCACCGCUUCAGAUCUCUUGAACUAGUGAAGUCAUAUUUUGCGGAAGCUGGAUAUGCAUUUCAGAUCAAUAAUGUCUGACAGCUUUUGUUGCCAUUGAGGUUAGAUUAUAGGUUGCAAGAACUUUAUGAAAUUUGGUUCAGUUUUUGGCUAGUUGCCAUUUCUUUGUUAGACUUGAAUAUGGAAAAUGAAAUUUGAGUUCAACAAUAUUAGAAUCAACGAUCGCUGAAAUUGACAGCAAAGUUGGAUUUCUAGCAAUAUGGAAAUCAUUUGAACAUAUUAAAAGGUAGCUUUCUAUGUCAUUUAUCUUAAAAGAAAAAAAUUCUAAAACUUUAGUGUAAAUUAGGCACAUUGUAUAAUAUUAAAAAACUUAUGUGGCCUUGUACUAUCAAGUUUUAUCCCUUUUGGUCAUGUAUUACACAAACCACACACUACAGUGCACAUCCCAGCAGUGCCGGGGUGUGGCUGCUUCAAGAGGCAAUGUGUAAGGCCACAAAUGUCAGUGGAGAAACAGAUUUAUGCGUUGCAGAGAUUCAAACAUUGGAGCGGAUUUGACAUA
Molecule: messenger RNA, 1266 nt
Organism: Arachis duranensis
Lineage: Eukaryota; Viridiplantae; Streptophyta; Magnoliopsida; Fabales; Fabaceae
Product: inosine triphosphate pyrophosphatase
Exons: 8
Coding region: 189-788 (199 amino acids)
Biological process (GO): nucleoside triphosphate catabolic process
Cellular component (GO): cytoplasm
Molecular function (GO): nucleoside triphosphate diphosphatase activity
Source: RefSeq, a predicted model, not a curated record